Molecule: messenger RNA, 417 nt
Organism: Necator americanus (New World hookworm)
Lineage: Eukaryota; Metazoa; Nematoda; Chromadorea; Rhabditida; Ancylostomatidae
Exons: 1
Coding region: 1-417 (138 amino acids)
Source: RefSeq, a predicted model, not a curated record
AUGCUAGGAGGCCGUUUCACGCAAGUGAAGGACGGGAUUCGAUGUUUACUCCUACGUCAGCGAUUGAAGAUUAGAGAUGCCGCCGCGUUUGUCAAGGAAAGUAAAAUAAAGUGGGAUGGACACGUGAUGCGCUUUAACAGCAACCGUUGGACCAGAGCCGUGAGCGACUGGGUUCCUUGCGAUAUUAAGCGCACUACAGGAAGACCGCCGUCCGAAUGGUCAGAUUUCUUCAUGAUGUCCUUCAAAGAAAAUUAUGAUGCUCUGGCGCCCGCUCGACCAGACCAGAAGAUCAAUGGGAGUCGAGGUGAUCAAGGUGAUAAUCGACAUGCUUAUGAGUUUUCCUGGUCACCUCCUCCCAAAUCAAAGUCUGCGUGUUUCAUUAUGUUCUCUGCAUCUUUCAUUAUGUUCAUUUCUUAA